Molecule: messenger RNA, 1461 nt
Organism: Symbiodinium natans
Lineage: Eukaryota; Dinophyceae; Suessiales; Symbiodiniaceae
Source: the annotation of a GenBank genome assembly
AUGAUCGAGCUGAUGAGACGCCUAGUCGCAUGCACAAGGCGUGGUGAGAAGCUAUUUCCCUACAGUUAUGCUUUUUACUUGCGAUGUUUCAAGCAGGUGGAGCGCGAUCUAGGGGUAGUGAUUGGGUACACUCCUCAUUCUCCUCGUGCCGGGUUCGCCAGCGAGCGGAUUGCUGCAGGCGAGGACCCUACAGUGGUACGGCGGGAGGGGCGUUGGGCGAGCGAGACUUCGUUCAAAGUAUACAUUGACCCAAUCACAGCAGCACAGGUUGGCACGGCCAUGCGAUUACAACAUUUAUCGGACGCGAUGGUGUAUGUCAGUGCUCACCUGCUCCUUUAUUUCCCUGUGCAUGCUUUGCUAGCUGAGGCGCAUGGAAACCGCUCCGGUGCCGAAGCGCGCCCCCGUGGCGAGCUCCGUGCACCCUACCAAUGGCCGACGACUUGGCAGGAAGCGGAGUCUGACUCCAGGGCCGGCGGUAUCUCCUGCGACAAAACCGAGGUGGAGCGCGGCAGUUCUCAGGUCAGCCAGUUCUGCCAAGGGCCGGGGCGCCGUAGUGCCGCUUCGCGAUGGUUAAAGUGGCCCCGUUUUCCUCGAAUGUUUUGGGGCCGAAUGACAAGUUUCUUGGCCCUGAUGUUUCUGUUUGGCAACCAUGGCGCAAUACACCAUCUCGUCAACAUUCUGGGCUCUGCAGCUUUGGUUUCAGAGGCAGUGGGCCAAGCGGCGGCCACUGUUGUAUCCAAAGGGACGGAGCUAACGACAGUGUUGUCCUCAGCGGCCGUCGGCGUGACCACUACUACAUUGACUGCUGCGGAGGCUGCGUGGCGGGGUGUGGAUCUCAUUGAUGUCCAUGCCCAUCGAGUGCAUGGGCGAGUGGCAGCCGCCCGCCAUGAGACACUGGCAGGUUGGCUGGUCUCGCCCGAGGGGCGAGCUGCUACGCGUUUGAACCGCUCGGCAAUGCUGCAGCAGUGGCACCAAAAUGUAUUCCACAUCAGCGCUGACAUGCCUUUUCUGACUUUGCACGACUACGAGGUGCGUCUGAACGGCAGUUUCGCAAGUUAUCAGACUAACCUUUUGCUGCAUUCAUCGGGCAUGCUCGUCAUGGAGUUUGAAACGUUCACGGUUGAUUUCGUGCCUCAAUGGGCCAAUCCAGUGUGGGAACUUAUGGCCAUGAACUUGGAAGCAGAGCAUGACCAAAUUCUGGAAACUUUGCAUCAAGUUCUUGCGCACAUUCCGGCCGUGAAUGUCUCCUGGGAUCUUUUCCCCGAAAAAGCCGCUCCUUUGAGUACCUGGCAUCGCUGGUGGACGACUUGCAAUUCUUUCGUGCUGCAGCAUUGGCCGAUUGCUUGGUACUUUUUCCACAAGUUUUGUGACCUUCGGGGAUAUGGGUGUUUCGGGUUCAUGGUCAUGGUCCUUUCAUUUGCAGCGUGGAUGUUUCGAAGCGCUUUUACACGAGCUGCUUGA